Molecule: messenger RNA, 1995 nt
Organism: Xyrauchen texanus (razorback sucker)
Lineage: Eukaryota; Metazoa; Chordata; Actinopteri; Cypriniformes; Catostomidae
Exons: 5
Coding region: 586-1281 (231 amino acids)
Source: RefSeq, a predicted model, not a curated record
AUAAACCAAACAUUAAAAAAAAUAUCAGCAUGUUUUCUGAUGAACGACUGCAUCAUUUUCUCAAGCGCUAAACCACGCCCUCAGUAUUUUGACCGUUGCGCAUUCUUGCUGCGCGUCAACGUCAACUUUUUAAUGCGGGAGAAACAACUGUUCAGCAAACUGCCGAAGAAGAAUACUUAAGAAAGAAGAGACAGCACGUGGGCGAUUAUCCAGAGGAAUCUUUAUGAUCUCCAAUGAGAGCACACUUCAUGCAGUGUAGGUACUGUAAAUACACCUGUGACAGUCAAAAUCUGCUGCUGAGACACUGCAGGCUCAAGCAUUGGCACCCAGGCCGACGUGUACCAUUAUUGUGCCUGUACUCUGAGUGUGUCUGCGCUUUCAAUUUAAAAUGGGAAAUUACAGACAAAAAUUACGCAAUACUGGAUGUAGUGAGCUUGACAAUAGAAGAGAUGAUGGUUCAAGAGUUCCCCAGAAGAAACCAAGAAGAUCAGAAAUCAACUUUCUCCCAGACAAUCCUGUUGGUUUGGAUGAUGCUGCAUUGGAAAAUGAAAGGGAACAUCUUGAGCUUGAAGUAAAAAAAGGAACAUGGACAUUACAAUACUGAACACCAAAAUGGAAACCACAUUCCCUCUUAGAAGAAAAGAAAUAGUCAAUGAGCAGCCCUUGGUCUCUGUCAUCAAAGAAAGAUGGCCUGGCCUCUUUUUGCAGGAGCAACUUUGCGCAGAGUUUCAAAGGAUCACUUGUGUGGACCUCAAAACGGCUUUCAUGACAUCUCUGAACAAACAUAGCAAUGCCCUCAUCAAAAUGUAUCGAGCAAAGAGUAAAGACCUUGCAGAUGAGAUGAAAAUUAUCCUGGACCAUUUUGAUGAGCAGACAACAAACAUCCUGUCACACAGAUACACUACGGCUCUACGGGGACUCCCCUUGUACCUCAGGGAGCGUGAUGCAAUAUCCAAGACUUGUCUGGACACUGAUUUAGAGGAGACUUAUGCAAGAGGAGUGAAACUGGGCAUCCUUGAAGUUAUGGAGGAUGACAUCUCGCAGGCAACAAAGAGAUGUCUUAACUUCAGCAUCAUCCUGGAGGAAACUGUGGUCAUGGAGGACCUAUCUGACUUUCCCACUGCUUUCAUGGUACUCUUUGGACUUCUCUAUGCGCUAAAUAUUGAGUAUCCAAAAGGACUAAAAUACACAUUUGAGGCAGUGCAGAACAUCUUUGUGGGAUUGGGAGAAAAGUGCACCAACAGAGUUCAGUCCCUGAAGAAUAAGAUUUUCACUGUAUAGAGCAAUUUAAGAUGCUUUGAAUAUUUUCAGAUGCUUUUAUGGUUGGUGGGUACCUUUGGCAUAAUAAUGUUUUUGUUUUUAUGUCGCUGUAUAUUGUGGUACUGGUGCAUUUUGAAUUUUUAAGACUUGGUCUUGAAUUCCCUUUAAAGUGAAAUGCUUAUUUGUUUACUUGAUAUCCGUUGAUAUACUGUUCAGUCAAACUAAAUGUUUCAUGUUGAGGUGUGUCAGUGUUUUUUAGAUGGGUGCACUUCUAUUUUAGACCAUGCUUCAAAUUUUGAAAGUUUGUUCCUUCUACAUGCUACUGUUUAGACACACAUUUCAUAUUCAGUGGCAGUGUUUUGUAAAACUGCUUUAACUGAAGCGUUUAAUUUUUGUAUUGCAGUAUUGAAUCACUUUGGUUUAAAUAUUUGUGAAUGUAAAAAUUUGGUAUCACAGGAUUUUUUUUUUUUUUUAUGAGAUGGUGGUAGCACUACUAUCAUUAUUGAUGCCUAUCUUUGGCAGGAUAGCGCAAUUAUACAUUUUUUUAUUUGUUUCCUGUGAGAAAUAUUUAAAGACCAAAAAGGAUUAAUCAUCAUGUUGUCAUGAUGAUGGCUAAUUAAAAUGCCAUUUAAUUGCCUUCAACAGGUUGGUGAAAACAUUCUUAUAUUGCUCUUUGGAAUAAAUGUUUUGUUAACAUUCUCACUGUUUUCAGUUCUUGACUUGGGCAAUGGUAUU